Molecule: messenger RNA, 1424 nt
Organism: Oryctolagus cuniculus (rabbit)
Lineage: Eukaryota; Metazoa; Chordata; Mammalia; Lagomorpha; Leporidae
Gene: MGARP
Product: mitochondria localized glutamic acid rich protein
Biological process (GO): anterograde axonal transport
Cellular component (GO): mitochondrial outer membrane; mitochondrion
Source: RefSeq, a predicted model, not a curated record
CGCCUGCUGUGGCGUGUUACACUCAGCGGAACAAAACAGGCCGGGGGCAGGUGAGGGCCAUUUCUAGAAUUCCUUCCUCACCUCCCUCCCGGGCCCUCGAAUGCCCGGGAAGCAACAGAGCUGGAGAGGGACCCGGCAGGAUGCUGCAGACCUCAACCCCUUACCCCACAUCCGGGGGCCACCGGGGCGGGGCGGGCGAGGGUCGGCCCCCUCUCCGGGGCGGAGCGGGGCGCCGCCCACUCCCCGCCUCCCUGUGCCUGGGCCACGAGCGCCGGGCUGGGAGGCAGCAGCGAAGCGAACGGCCGCGCCAUGUACCUCCGCAGGGCGGUCUCCAAGACCCUGGCGCUGCCUCUGAGGGCGCCCCCAAGCCCCGCGCCGCUCGGGAAGGACGCAUCUCUUCGCCGGGUGUCAUCUAUCAAAUUCCCCGGAGCAUCUGGAUCAAAUAUGAUUUAUUAUCUGGUUGUUGGUGUCACAGUCAGUGCUGGCGGAUAUUAUACUUACAAGUCAGUCACAUCAGAGCAAGCCAAACACACGGAACAUAUAACAAACUUGGAAGAAAAAACAAAAGUAGAGUUACACCCACUUCAAGGUGAACAAGAGAAUGUUGUGGAAGCUGAGGAAGAAAGUCCAGAAGCCCCUGAGGAACCCGUCGUGGAAGCUGAGGUAGUAGGGGCUACAACUGCUGUCCCAGAAGAGGCCACAGUCUGCCCAGAUGAUACGGAGCCUGCUUCGGUGGAAACAACCACAGUCGAGGCUGAAGCUGGACCAGAGGCUACAGACACGGCAGCGGGUGACACCAUGACAGGUGACACUGCGGCAGGUGAAACCGCAGAAGCCAGCUCUGAAACCACCCCAGAGGUUACAGAUGCAGCCGCAGAUGAAGCUGUUGCCAUUGAUAAAGGCACAACAGAGGAGAGCUCUGAUGAAUGUGCCAAACCAGAAGGAGAAAAUCCUCCAGCUGAGCCAGAUCUCUCUGCUGGGGCUGAUUUACAGGGGGAAGCCAGUGUGGGUUCUGAGGCUGCCUCCCCGCAAGGCUAGUCUCCUGCUGAGAUACUUCACAAAAAUGCUAUAGAGUGUCUGAUAGCGGCUCUUAUACUUUUAAUAAUCUUAGUUGUAAAAAGACUUCUUUUCAAGGAAACUUUAACGUGCCUUGAAGAUUGUUGGUAGGUAUUGAUAGAUUUUAGGACUGAGAGAUUUGAGGUUUUCUAUGUUUUCAAAGUUUUCUACUCUCUGAGAUCAGAGUGUGACAUUGCAGUGAAGAGCACAAAUAAUCUCAUCUUUGAUUUAAGUUGUGUAUCGUAGGAACUGAGCUAUCUGUUCAAUCUGUACUCACUAUAAUUUUUGCUAUACUUCUACCUUAUUGUACUGUUUGCAGAUGUUGAGUUUGAUCUGAACUCAUUUAAAUAAAAUUAGAAAAUCUUUAA